UUUCAAGCUCUUUCCUGUUCGGGGGGGAGCUGCCGAGGGCAUAUAAACGGUGUAACAGCUCCUCUCAUUGCAUGCUCCCAAGGCAGCCAAGGUCUAAUAUCUGUCGCACUCGGGUCUCCUCUUCCGUCAUCGAGCCAACCGCCCUUUCUUCUACUUUCAACCCUUCGCUGCGAGUCACACUAGGCCCACCCCAUCCUAGGUCUUUGGAGAAGAGCGAGGCCGCCAGUGCCUCUGCAACUCGACUUUUUCUUGGUUUCCUCGCAUCGACUCGCACUCUUGGGACCCUCUUUUCCCACCAAUUAUCCGUAACGAAAGAAGGAGAAGGAAAGAAAAAAAAUAGGACAAAUUGAAACAAUGGCCACCAACAAGGUCGACAAGCUCGCACCGACCGACUCCCGGGUCCAGCACCACACCUACACUAUCCCAGGCUCCCCUCACAACACAACCUACCACUACUUGGUCGCCGAGCCCUCGUCGGGUGCUGCCCCCGUCGCGACCGCCCUCCUGAUCCACGGGUUCCCGGACCUCGCGUUUGGCUGGCGCUACCAGGUGCCCUACCUGGCCUCGCUCGGCCUGCGCGUCAUCGUGCCGGACCUGCCGGGGUACGGGCGCACCGACGCCCCCGCCGAGCUGAGCGCGUACUCGUACAAGCGGGUGAUCGACGACCUCGUGGCGAUCGUGCGGCGGGUGCAGGGCAAGAACGAACCCUUAAAGGAGGGGGAGGUACCGGCGGAGGAGGACAAGAUCGUGCUGGGCGGGCACGACUGGGGCGGCGCGGUGGCGUGGCGCUUCGCCCUCUGGUACCCGCAGCUGCUGCGCUGCGUCUUCAGCGUGUGCACGCCCUUCUGGACGGUGGGCGACACGUUCCACACCAAGGAGCAGAUCGUCCAGCGGCUGCCCAACUUUGGAUACCAGCUGCAGUUCGAGCGGACCGAGGUCGAGGACGCGGUGCAGGGCCGCGACAAGAUCAGGACCUUUCUGAGAGUCAUGUACGGGGGCCGGAGGGCGGACGGGCAGCCCGUCUUUGGCGUGGCCAAGGGAGUGAACCUGGACCUGCUGGAGGAGGACAACAAGAUCGGGGAGAGUCCGCUGAUGAGCAGGGAGGAGUUGGACUUCUACGCGGACGAGUACGUCAAGAACGGGAUGAGGGGCCCGCUGUGCUGGUACAAGACCGCCAAGGUCAACUUUGACGAGGAGCGGCCGCUGUUCCGGGAGGGCAGGACCAAGAUCACGGUCCCGUCGAUGAUGGUGACGGCGACGAGGGACGCUGCCCUGCCCCCGGCCAUGUCGGCGGACAUGGACAAGCACUUCACCGCUCCUCUGGUCAGGCGGGAGGUGAACGCGUCGCACUGGGCGCUUUGGGAGACGCCGGCCGAGACAAACAAGCAUAUCGGCGACUUUUUGGAGGGGAUCCUGAAGAACCAGCCCCUUAAGGCUUCUAUCUAAGGUCGCCACUGACCCACCGCUUGUAGGCGUAUUUUAAGUAGUCGGCUCAACCUUGCCUGGAAACUAGGGUUUUACAUUACAUAUCUUACAGCUAGAGGUUCCUAGACGUGAUCUUCCCUCCGCUAGAGUCAGUUCGCAUCCAAUAUGUCGCUUCUCAGCCAUCCCCCAAGCCCGUCUCGUAGGAUACAGUUCCUCUUCCAUCCCUCGACGCAGUCAUGAGGUGCGAACCUCACCCGUUGAGUCCCUUGCAGCAGCCGGUGGGGGCCAGCAUCCCAUGAUUGCUCAUGACUGAUGAGUCCCUUCUAGCCACGCUCCGGCCGUGCUCAAGCGACUUGCCUCCGUAGCGAGCAACCAAGCGGUUGAGUCCGGAAUCCUCGGCUACGCCCGUAACGCGAAGCCGCCAUCGAUAAAAAGGGGUUUGGGGGGGG
Messenger RNA from Thermothelomyces thermophilus ATCC 42464, 1874 nucleotides. RefSeq lists its product as uncharacterized. The coding region runs from base 355 to 1446 and encodes 363 amino acids. The record is from RefSeq and is a predicted model, not a curated record. Gene Ontology annotation, molecular function: hydrolase activity. The transcript is spliced from 2 exons. NCBI's taxonomy places the organism in Eukaryota, Fungi, Ascomycota, Sordariomycetes, Sordariales, Chaetomiaceae.